Perca fluviatilis (European perch) is the source of this 1779-nucleotide messenger RNA. RefSeq lists its product as uncharacterized. The transcript has 9 exons. Bases 186 to 932 code for a protein of 248 amino acids. Lineage: Eukaryota; Metazoa; Chordata; Actinopteri; Perciformes; Percidae. The record is from RefSeq and is a predicted model, not a curated record. Gene Ontology annotation, biological process: protein localization to plasma membrane.
AGGAGGGACUGGACGACAACGUCAGAGGACCAUGAACUGCAAGGUGGUGCUCCAAAGGUGUGGCAAAGAAAGAGACACUCUCCCAUAAAAGCAGGGCUGCACUCUGGAUGGUGGAAGACUAUUGCUAACUGCAAGGUGCAACCGUGUGGUGGAAGAACCUGAACUACACUUACAUCAGAUAGGACAUGGUGCUUUGGAUUAUCUUCCCCAUCUCCCUCUCCCUGGUGUCCUUCAUUGGAACAUGGACUGUAUAUGGCCUGGCUUUCACCAACAACCAUGUGUGCUCUCUCACUGACUGGGGGAGUGACAACUACUGCAAAGGGAAUCAGUCCACUGGAUGUUGCCUUGUUCCCACUAUAAGCUCAAGUGGAACUAGUGCACCAGAAAAUUCACUUUUUACAGCCACAAUCAAUGCGGGAUCCUUUCUGUUUCUGCUGUUCAGUAUAUUCCACCAUGCCCAUGUUAUGGAGAGACACACAUGUCAUUCCAUGCUGAGCAGGUUUGCACUGGUCUUUGGUGUGGUGGCAGCCUUGGGGGCAUUCACAGCUGGCAACUGUAAUCCAGGUUACCUGGCACUCCUUCACUACCUCGGAGCUGCCAUCAGUUUCAUGUGCAUCUGCUUCUACACUGUCCUGCUCACUGCACUGACUGGGAAGUGUUCGCUGACAGGAUAUGAGAAGAUUCUCUACCCGUUACGCAUCGCCUCCACUGUGGUUCAAACAAUUGUCACCAUCUGCUAUACUGUUUUGUUCGCCCAGGACGAGUACUUUUAUGUCCACUUGUCGGCUAUAUUUGAGUGGAUGCUCAGCAUUAACCUGGAGCUGUUUGAGCUCAGCUUCGCCGUGGAGUUUUGCUUCUUCUCAUCCUUCAUGCUUUCAAAUCUGUUGAGCAAACGUGAGGAAGAAAAGCCUUUAAUGAUGACGAUGUCCUGAUAUAAGGCUGCUAGGGUCCAGCUGAAGCACAGAAGCAGUGAGGAUGGACUGAGUAAGACAUCUGUGGCUGGACCGGAGGACCAAGUUUUUUUUCCAUCACUGCUGGGAUGGUUUUAUAGCCAUUUAUGGAUUAUGACCACUUUUAUUCCACUGUCUUGAUACUGCUGCCUAAAAUUAUAUGAUUUUCUUUACUAGGCAUUUUUCUUCCCCAUUCCUUACUGUAUUUCUUAUUCCUUAUUUAUUGAAAAACAUUCUUGUGCAGCAAAUGAACAAAACAUAUCAGCUGUAUACUUAUGCUUUAACAGAACAAUUAACCCGUUUCAUACUCAUUUAUGUUAAUAAUUUUGUGUGCAAAUACUUACAUGUUAAUAGGCUACACUAACAAGGAUUUUAGCUUCAUAUUGAGGUUCUUUGAGCACUUGCACUUAAUAAAAAAUGGCCACUGUACUCAGUGAAAAGUCCUGUUAUUCUGCUGAUACAGCUUUUACUUUAUAGCUCUACCAGAUGUUGGAGUACACCCACUCAGAUUAGUCCCUGUGACAUCACAAGAUCCUGUUUGACUGGAUGACUGAGUGUCAGAAAAUAACCGUACAAGGACAACAGCAUACUAUUCAACAGGUUACUGAUCUAGAAGCAUUGAGUACAGUGUUAUGUACAGUCAUGUACAGUGAUUGUCUGUAAGCUUUCCAUUACGUUUUUAGGUGUGGUCAAUGCGGGCGAGUCAGCAGACAGCAACUUAAAAGCCCUGAGAAAGUAUUUUCUGUUUCUCGAGCAAUGUGAAUACAACAAGUGCUUUGAAUUACAUCUCUUGUAUCAAAAGUGCUCUAUAAAUAAAAGGUUACUGGUA